AUGUCGCGCAUCCUCGCGGCGCUGCACGCUCAAGAUGAUGAGGACGACCCCGUCAAUGUCGACUUCCUCCAACCUGACGCGCUUGCAGGCAACAAGCGCAGGUGGGACGAUCAGGCGGGUCCGGGGCCGUCGAGCACGCCUGGUUCUGGUAAUAAACGACGUGCAUCCGGGACCCCUAGAGAGCAGCUCAACAGACUCCCAAGCGGGCUUCUUGCGAGCACCCAAUCACCUGACACCAGAAUUCGCUUGGAAUCCGGUGGCGAUGUGUAUAAUGCACGAGCGUUACUCUCUAGCUCUCCACUCGUGCUCAGAAGCGCAGGAACAUUUCAACUGAAUUACGACAAAGAGAGCUCUCUUACGCAGUUUGAUAUUGGCGGUCCGGAUCAACAAGAACGCCUCGCGGAAUUUGUCUCGAAGAGUAUUGAUAAUUUGAGCAGCGGGUUGCUCGUUCGCGACGGGAUGAAGUAUUUGGGCUUGAAAGAUGCGAAAGACUUGCUUCCCGGCAUGGAGGUCCGUCUGAUUCCUCACCAAAUCAUCGGAGUCACUUGGAUGCUCAUACAGGAAAAAGAAAGUCAAUACAAAGGCGGCAUCCUGGCAGAUGACAUGGGAUUGGGUAAAACAGUUCAGAUGAUUGCCACCAUGGCGAUGAACAUGCCGGAUUGGAAAGAGGAGCUUGAGGCGAAAACGAAUGGAAUUUUCAAUGUACAUAUCCACCACGGCAAAGACAAACUCAAGACAGUCUCCGCGAUGCGAUCGAAAGACGUCAUCAUCACAACGUACCAAACACUUAAUCUUGAGUUUGUGAUCAAAGACCCCGACGUCGAGGAGGAUGAGCAUCUGAAAUGGCUUCAGCAAUACGGAGGUCCACUCGCGAGGAUGAAGUGGCGCCGCGUCGUCUUGGACGAAGCACAGGCGACGCGCUCAAGUAAAACCGUAGCUCAACUGCGCUCCAAAUAUCGCUGGCUUUUGACGGGCACGCCUGUCACGAACACCUUAGCCGACAUCUACGGGCUUAUCCGUUUCGGCCAUUUUCGACCGUGGAAUGAUUGGGAGAGUUUCGACGAAUACAUCUGCAAGGUGCAAAUUUACGAUCCUCCACUCGCAGGCCUCCGCGCGCAAGAGAUUCUCAAACCGAUCAUGCUGCGCCGCAAGAAGGACGCGCAGCUCGAGGGCAAGCCGCUCCUCACGCUUCCUCCGAAAUCCAUCGAGAUAGUGACGCUGGAUUUUUCUUCGGAUGAACGCGAGCUGUACGACAACUUUGAGAAGCGGGCGAAGAUCCGUAUCGGAAAGUUCAUCAGGGAGAACACGAUCCUCAAAAAUCAUGCUGUCGUGCUUGUCAUGAUUUUGCGCCUGCGGCAGCUGUGCUGCCACCCGAAUCUUAUCCUCAGUCAGACUGAAGGAUUCGAGGAUCCUAGCUUAUUGCUUGCGAGUGACGCCGACAAGGAGCUGGGUCGUGCGAAGCGAGUCAUGGGCCCGGCAUGGGUCGACAAGAUCAAGAAACGAACAUUGGAACACGCGCGAGCGGUGGAGCUCGAUUUCACCGAUGAGGGCUCUGAAGACGAUGUGACGUGUCCCGUGUGCGGGGACAUGUUUUUCAACGACACCGGCAGAGUUCUGACAUGCGGACACGAGAUCUGUUUCGAGUGCCUGUUGAAUUUGCGCGAAGCGCCGAUUGCACACAAUGGCCAGUUUGGGUACGGUAACGAGCAGCAGAACCUCAGGGUCGAGAAAGAGUUUGAGCUCGCUGAAGCCAAAGGUCUUCGACCUUGCCCCACAUGUAAGAAGAUGUGCGACUUCAGUGCGAAUUCUGUCUUCAAUCUAUCGGCCUUCGAGCCUAGCGAGGACGAGAUGAAGGCAUACGUACGGGCCGAGCGCGAGCGCAGCAAGAAGAAAAUUGAGAAGCCGGAGAGCGCCGACCCGCUGGAGUUCUCUUCGUUGAUGGACACCACGACCAAGAAGAAAGAAUUUUCAGGUAAUUUGAGUGAUUUGAGUUCCGACGACGACGACGACAUGCCAGAUAUUGCGACGCUAUUGAAGACUGUGGGUGAGAAGGGGAAGAUGAAGCAAAAAAUGAUCAACCUAGACGAGAGCACAGAUGAUGAACAACCACCGUCCUCCCCUCGCGCCCCAACCUCAUCUCUAAACUCUAACGAACAGGAUCCUACUGCGCAAGGCAAAGGCAAGGCCACGAGACGGGAAGGCAGCGCGGGCGCAGCGACAGCGAGCAUGGUUGCGACCUGGCGCCGCGAAGACGACGUCGAGCCCAGUGCGAAAAUGCUCGCUAUGAUCGACGCCUUGAAAGAAGCGGAGACCCACGGAGACAAGACCAUUGUCUACUCACAAUGGACUUCAAUGCUUGACUUGGUAGAGACGUUAUUCGCACGGUAUGGAAUUCAGACAUUGAGGUACGACGGGAAAAUGAGCCGAGAGGCGAGGGACCGAACGCUAGUCGACUUCAGACGAGUUGGGAGCCCCAAAGUCAUUCUUAUCAGUACGAAAUGCGGAAGUGUUGGCCUGAAUCUUGUCACUGCGAACCGAGUCAUAAAUUUGGAUCUGUCAUGGAACUACGCAGCUGAGUCCCAGGCGUAUGACCGUGUACAUCGACUUGGUCAGGAGAAGAACGUGUUUGUAAAACGGCUGGUGGUAAGGAACACCAUCGAAGAACGGAUGCUCCGAUUGCAGAACCUGAAAAUAGGGCUGUCGGAUGCAGCACUUGGAGAGGGGACCGGGAUGAAGUUGCACAAGAUGAGUGUGAAGGAGAUCAAACUGCUGUUCGGCAUGACACCAGCUCAGAGGCCCGCGGCGCAGUCCGGCGAGCAAGUACUGGACAAUAUUUGUCCACAAACCGCGUAA
Molecule: messenger RNA, 2853 nt
Organism: Heterobasidion irregulare TC 32-1
Lineage: Eukaryota; Fungi; Basidiomycota; Agaricomycetes; Russulales; Bondarzewiaceae
Exons: 33
Coding region: 1-2853 (950 amino acids)
Cellular component (GO): cytoplasm
Molecular function (GO): ATP-dependent chromatin remodeler activity; ATP binding
Source: RefSeq, a predicted model, not a curated record